UGCGCCCGACUCAGCCACAAGAGACCUCCGCCACGACUCCAACCACCACGGCUGUGACUCCCAAGCAACGCGGCAGCAGCGCUGGCGCUUCGGCAACCAUGCCGAGGCCCGGCCGGUCGACGUACGGAGACCAGAAGCCGCCAUACUCCUACAUCUCCCUCACCUUCAUGGCCAUCCAGAGCUCGCAGGAGAAGAUGCUCACGCUCAGCGACAUCUACAAGUUCAUCAUGGACCGCUUUCCCUACUACCGCAAGAACACGCAGCGCUGGCAGAACUCGCUCAGGCACAACCUCUCGUUCAACGACUGCUUCAUCAAGAUCCCACGCAGGCCCGACCGGCCUGGCAAGGGCAGUUACUGGGCUCUGCAUCCGGCCUGCGGCGACAUGUUCGAGAAUGGUUCUUUCUUGCGGCGUCGCAAGCGUUUCAAGCUGCCCCGCCAGAUCAAGGACGCCACGGCUGUUGCGCUGGCCGAGCUGAAACAUUACGAGACAGUGUCGCAGAAUGCCAUCCAAGAACAGGCGAAGAUGAGACUCACGGCGCUGGCGGCAGCGCCGAGUCAUCUGCAGGGACACCACGCCGACGCCUUGAGGCACGGAACAGUGCUGCCCAACUACACCAAGCAGCCGUUCUCAAUCGAGAACAUCAUCGCUCCCGAUGGCAAGAACUUCAGCGGCGUGCUGCCGGCGAGUCCUCCGUACACGACGUCUCCGCACGCGCCGUCUCACCUGAGGUCCCUCCCACCGUUUCCGUGCUCUCUACCUUACGCGACCCAGGCGUCCUGGCACUCGACGUACUCUAGCCUUGUGGCAGCGGCGGCCGCCAGCCGGCAAGACCUCAACGGCCUUCUGUGCGGGGCGAAGGUGCCGCCCGGUCACUACCCUCUCGCCGGCGUCGUGCCCGUGCCACCGGGAGCCGGGGUGCCGUUCUCGCUUCCAUCUCUGCCACUCAAGCCACCCGCACUUCUGCCAGCGUUUCAAUUCCCGGGUCUCACUGCCGAGCAGUCUCUGCUGACGGCCAGCGCAGCUCACAUGACGUCCCAGAUGACGACGGCAGCGGUCACGACCACGAAGGUGCCACCGCCUCCAAGACCCGACUCGGCGUCUAGUGAUGUAUCUUGCAGGUCGUUAGACGUGGUCUCGGACGACACGGCGAACGACCCUUGUUAGUGACGUUUGCAUUCCCUUCCUACGAACCCUGGUUCCCGUGCUACGCUCAGCCGACGUGGCCGCCCACAGACAUUAUUUAUAAGGCGCGAGACGACUGUACCAUUGUGACAAGUGCAGCAUCAGGUGGCAUGGAUGUGUGUAUGUGUGUGUCUGUGCGAACGUGUGCGUGUAAAUAUUUCCUCUCUGGCGUCCUGACUUGAGCACUGGGUGCUUUGUAUAAAUGUACAGAUGGCUGAAUGAAUUGAACGUUGGAAGAAUAGAAGAAGCAAUGAAGAACUCACAGGCGAAACGGGAAGCUAUACCGCGAGCCGGCUGUUCUUUGAUAUAGUUCCUUAUUUCUGAUAAUUCUCAAGAAGCUGACUCGGGCUUUGUUUAGAAGAAAUGGGAAAGACCUUUCUCAAGUUAUAUGUUACUCACGGUGAAGACUCGCAUCGGCACGUCUUCGAGAUAACCUCAUUCACCUCGCCUGGUAGCAAACUACUGUAGACUCUAAAUAGGCAGAUCUUUGGCGUGUAUGGCAUGUUCCCAACCGGCACCACGUUCAACAGAAGCAUCUUCCCACCCAUCGACAUCACUCUCACACGCGACUGCUGCAAAUGCACGUGGAGCUCAUUCUCUGCAUAAGCCAAUCUACGGGUUUUCUACUGCAACAGCCUGCAUCUGGAAGAGGCAAGGAAGAACGGUAGGCAACCGAGUUUCAACAAAGACUGUCUCUUUACUCCCGAAACAGCUUCUCUCUUUCGCCCACCGAAAAACGAUCUAGGCCCCCGCGAUGAAACGAAAGCGUAACGACACAAUGCGGGCUUUCAUUUUCGACUCGUUUUACGGGGCACGCGACGGCCCAUGUUCGAGCACGCAUGGCAAGCAAGCAGUUCUUCAAGCGGGCCACUGUUCGCCAAAAAUUGCUCGCUCACCCACUCCUGGGGGAUUCCUCGAUCCUCUCAGACAGCGUGGUGCCGUCUUGCUCCGGAAAAGAAAGUCAACAGCCAUAACGCGAUAGAAAAGGCGAAGAAGAAGGAGGAACCUCUCUGGCGAGAUGAUGCUCCCGGUUGCACGUGCAUGUCCCGAAGCGAGUGGAGACGCCGCAGGAGACAACACUGCCUCGGUUUUUCCGUCGAAGAGCUGCGCAACGCACGCUCAGCGCCUCCCGUCGAGCAACGCCGUCUACUUUUUGCAGGUGCGUGCCCAAUCGUUUUCCCUCUUCUGAAAAAAGAGAGCAAGAGAGAGAGAGAGAAAACUGCAGUGCCCUUAAAGUCAAGAGAAGAACAAGCUCCUGAACGGGCAUGCACUGCGUGUGUGUCAUCCAGACGCGACAAUAGAAGAGAAAAGCGCGAAGAUACAAGCACGCCGUAUAGAGAGAGGCCAUGCACUCUGCGGGCGACCGCUUGACACCCCCGCCGUU
This is a messenger RNA of Rhipicephalus microplus (southern cattle tick), 2568 nucleotides long. Its product is annotated as forkhead box protein B1. Gene Ontology annotation, molecular function: RNA polymerase II cis-regulatory region sequence-specific DNA binding; DNA-binding transcription factor activity, RNA polymerase II-specific. The record is from RefSeq and is a predicted model, not a curated record. Gene Ontology annotation, biological process: cell differentiation; regulation of transcription by RNA polymerase II; anatomical structure morphogenesis. Lineage: Eukaryota; Metazoa; Arthropoda; Arachnida; Ixodida; Ixodidae.